AUGUGGGACUCAUCUGAUCCCACUAGAAACCCUCCUCCAAUGCCUCUUCAGCCAGAUUCUCCUAAUCUUAACCCUGUCAGCCAUGGGUCAGGACCUGUUUCUGGAAGCCCUUUCAAACUCAGUUCAAGUCCAAUAAUUCGCCAGCCGUUUCACAGUCGUAAUACUUUCAUGUCCAUUAAUGAAGAGCGUUUACAGGAGAUUUUAGAAAACUCUCGCGAUUUAAAGACACAGUUGGACAUUAUCAAGGAAGGUAUUGACGACCCAGAGUCUCAUAAUAAAAGAAAAAGUAGCCAUCACCAUCAUGAAAAUACAAGGGCUCUUACUUCUCUUUUGGAAGAUACAAAAUUGGCUUCGGAACGUGCUUCGGAGUCUAUUCGUGAAAGCUUGCCAUUAAUUUUGUCAACAAUUCAGACUGAAAAGGAACGUCAACAUAUGUUUCCUUCAAUUAUGAAUUCAAUUUUGGAACAAUCUCACGAAAUUUCAAGACGCACUCAGUCUCAAGAAGCACAAAUUGCUAGGCUUCUGGCUUCCUCUAAGUCUCAGGAAGCUGAAUUUCGGAGAGACGGCGGCUUAGUUACCAAUAACGAUCUUGACCGCAUUAUGGCCAGAAAAAACAAUACUGUACUAGAUCAACUUUCUGAAUUCAUUGAUGUUAUUGGUGCACAACAAAAACAAACACUCGGAUUGAUUCACAGUUUGAAAGAGAGAGGGGAUGUUGCUAGUGGUGAUUACGAAAAAGUGUUAUCAGUCAUUGGGAAAGAAUCUGAAGCAAUUAUUACGGAUAUCACUAAGGCUAUUAAACAAUCUCAAGAUAUUAGCCUUCAAAGUAUCAACAGCAUUCCGAAGCGGAUAUCGGAACUUGAAGACAGCUUCACCAGUGUAUUAGAUAAAGCCGUGCUCAGCAUUUCUUCUAAGGCUACAGGAGACAACAAUUAUAUGAUACCUGAAAUUUCAAUAAAACUUAACGAAGUAUCUACAGCGGUUGAAAAGGCGAAUGAAGAAAAUAUACAAGCUCACUACAAUACUGUUGGUGGCCUCUAUGAUCGUUUAGAAGAAUUGAUUAUAAGAGAGCAGACUGAACAAUUAGCCAGUACAUCUGCUGUUACUGAAACACAAUACAAAGAUCUUCAGGGUUCCAUCAACACGCGAGGUGAAACACUAGAGAAGAAGCUCACCAUUGGACUUUCGGUCCUUGAAGAGAAGCUUCACACUUUACUUCAAGAUUUUGAAAAAUCUUCCAAGGAUCAAGAAUCUAGAUAUUUAGAACAAGGAUCGUAUAUUCGCGAGCUUGUUGAUGGAGCGCUCAAGUGCACUGCAGGAAAUAUUUCUACUCAGCAAAGUGAACUCUUAUCAGAAAUUUCCGGACUAGAUGAUAAACUAAGAGCUGUUUCUGAAGCUACAACCAAGGCGAUUGAAAACAGUAGCAGCCAGCUUGUUGAAGUGCUUUCCAAAGGUUUGGAGGAUAUGACGAAGGGUGGUGGAAGUAGCCAGGAAAGCAAAUUAAAGGCAGAAAUUGCCGAACUGAGCAGCCAAUUUGCAGCAUUUUCGAAACAAGUACAGGAACAUUUCAAUAAAAAUUCUGAUAUGGAAGCACGCAUGUCGGAGACUGUAAACAAGGAACUGGCUACUAUGACGCAGAAGAUGGAUGAGAUGGAAGCCAAGCGGGCUUUAGAGCUUGAGAAGGUACAAUUAACCAAAAUUGCCAAACUAGAACAAGAGCUCAAGGCCGCGAUGCAGCAGGCUGCCGCGGCCGAGGCCCGUGCACAAGCAGUUGAAGAUAAUAUUACUCACCAAAAACAAGCACAUCAGUUGGAACUUCAGAGUCUCAAGUUUAUGAGCUGGGAUGUGGAAAAGUAUGAAGCCAAAAUCAGUGAUCUGGAGAAGGAGACGAGCGCUUUGCGAGAAGAGAAGGCAAGAAUACAAGCGGAACUUGCUGGAGUAAAUAGUACUUAUGAGCUCCGAGUAGAAGAACUUGCUGGUCUGGAAUUGCGAGUGGAGGCAUUUGAACGUCGAUUGGGUCAAGCCCUUUUAAAUCGAUCCAAGGCAAUUUUGGGAUCAGCAGCCAUGACUGUGAUCAAUAGCAAUAGUGGGCUUGCACAUACCGGUUCUACAGUGGCCACAACUGCAGCAGCGGCAGCAGUGCACAACAGCGGUGGCAAUGGGUACCAUCACCAUUCUCGACCACGGGAUUCGCAGGCAUCGGCGUACUUUUAUACCAACAAUGGGGGAAGUCGGUGCAGCAGCAGUUCCAGCAAUGUUGAUUCUCUGCCACAAUUGCAGCAGCAGCAGCAGCAGCCAGAGAUGACAGAAGGUAAGGGGCUAUUUAUGGAUAGUGACAGUGACGAUGGUGGCAAGGAAAAUGAAUUUGUUGCAGGUCCGCCAUUGAUGAUGAAGAAGCAGCGGGGUAGCAAUGUGGGCGUAGUACGGGGUCCUUUUGGCGUGACGCCUGUAAAACACCGGAGUAUUAGCUUGUUUACACCGGGAGAGCUUUCUGAUUAA
Messenger RNA from Magnusiomyces paraingens, 2499 nucleotides. RefSeq lists its product as uncharacterized. The record is from RefSeq and is a predicted model, not a curated record. Bases 1 to 2499 code for a protein of 832 amino acids. The transcript has a single exon. Lineage: Eukaryota; Fungi; Ascomycota; Dipodascomycetes; Dipodascales; Dipodascaceae.